Molecule: messenger RNA, 4251 nt
Organism: Penicillium cinerascens
Lineage: Eukaryota; Fungi; Ascomycota; Eurotiomycetes; Eurotiales; Aspergillaceae
Product: ABC multidrug transporter
Exons: 1
Coding region: 1-4251 (1416 amino acids)
Biological process (GO): transmembrane transport
Cellular component (GO): membrane
Molecular function (GO): ABC-type transporter activity; ATP hydrolysis activity; ATP binding
Source: RefSeq, a predicted model, not a curated record
AUGCCGAAUUUGCAAGCAUCUCGAGCAAAUAUAGCACCAAAUCAGCCAUUGAAUGGUUCCAAUGCGGACGAUCCAGCCUCCCUUGAUCUAUCAACUUCCAAUGUCUCAAAAAUUAGCUUGACCCUAAAUUACAAGCAACAAGCGACCGCGACAACAACGAAAACCGCAGAAGACCAGCAAGCCGUUGAGAACCCCGUCCAAACAAACAGAAAAUGUCAAUAUUCUUUCAACCCUCUCAAAUGGGGUAAAAUGCCCCCCGUACCCCUCGAAAGGUCGCCCUCGGGCGAGUACGGUGCCAACUGGCUGAGUCAAAUGACUUUCCAAUGGAUGAAUUCGAUCAUGAGUGUGGGGUAUCGGCGACCUUUGGAGCUGAACGACAUUUGGCUGGUGAAUCCAGAUCGCCAAAUUGAUAAGCUUUCUGCCCGCUUUAAUACGGCGUUCAAACAGCAAAUGGAACGAAGAGCCACAUGUCCUCUUUUCAUGGCCUUGCAUGACACCUUCAAACGCGAAUUUUGGCUCGGCGCUUUGUGUGUAUUUUUUGCUUCCAUUUGCCAAGUAAUGACCCCAUUCAGUCUGCGCUUUCUGAUCAAGUGGCUCACGGCCGCCUACUACAAACAUGACCCAGGUGAAGAUACCCAUGGGUUUGGAAAGCAGAUUGGGCUGGUUUUUGGAAUCAUGGGAAUGCAGAUUAUCCAGAGCUUUGGCACCAACCAGUUCAUUUAUCGAGGAUUCAUGGUUGGUGCACAAGCUCGGGGAGUCUUAAUAUCGGCCAUAUUUGAGAAGACCAUGAAGAUCUCUCAUCGGGCACGGGCUGGAACCCAGAUGUCUACGACGAGCGAUCAUCCCGAUGAAAACAAGCCGGAUAAUAAACCGAAAUCAAAAAGGGAUACACAGGAUGGUAUGAACACGGAUGAAGCAGGCUCGCCUAAUGGCCGUGUGAUGAACAUGAUGUCUACCGAUACCUCCCGGAUUGAAUUGGCCUGUGGAAUGUUUCAUCUCCUCUGGGUCUCGCCGUUGACGAUCCUCCUCGCCCUGGCCCUUCUUGUUAUCAACAUGACAUACUCCGCAUUGGCCGGUUUUGGAUUGCUCUUUUUGGGCAUUCCAUUACUUACUCUCACCAUGAGGUCCCUGAUCCAAAGGCGGCGGAUGAUCAAUAAGAUUACGGACACUCGAAUCUCCCUGACCCAAGAAAUCACUAGAUCCGUACGAUUUGUCAAGUUCUACGGGUGGGAAAAGGCAUUCCUCGAGGCACUCCGUGCCUGUCGCAGAAAUGAAGUCACGAUGAUUCAAAAGUUGAUGGCUCUACGGAACGCAAUGAAUGCAGUAUCGGUAUCCCUGCCAAUAUUCGCAUCGAUGCUGUGUUUCAUUGUCUAUUCAGUAUCUGGGCAUGAGCUCAAUGCAUCCUUGGUCUUCUCUUCUCUAUCAAUUUUUAACUCCCUGCGGGUUCCUUUGAACCUCUUACCCGUGGUAAUCGGCCAGAUGACAGAUGCCUGGGCAUCAAUGCGUCGCGUUCAGAAUUACCUCCUGGCUGAGGACCAGCGAGAGGAAUUUAUUUGGGACUUUGAUGCCGCUCAGGCUAUUGAUGUUCAAAAUGCCUCUUUUGUUUGGGAGCACUCCAGUACCACUGUUCAAGCUGAAAAUAGCAAAGCUUCUGGUAGGACUAGUGAGGGAGGGCAAGAGCAGACGGAAAAGUCCGAGAAUAUUUCAACGUGUUCUUCAACCGCAUCUCUUGUCCAUUCUGGUGAUUUUACACUUGAAAAUAUUAACCUAUCCGUUGGACGAUCUGAUCUUGUGGCCGUCAUAGGCAAAGUUGGCUCUGGGAAGAGCUCUUUGCUUUCUGCUCUCGCUGGGGAGAUGCGCAAAACUGACGGCCUGGUAACGAUGGGGGCCACUAGAGCGUUCUGCCCUCAGUCCGCGUGGAUUCAAAACGCCACCGUCCGAAACAAUAUUCUAUUCGGCAAGGUUAUGGAUCGUCAAUGGUACGAAGAAGUGAUUCGUGCAUGUGCUCUAAAACCCGAUUUGGAUAUGCUACCGGCAGGCGAUGAGACAGAAAUCGGAGAGCGAGGAAUUACGCUCAGUGGAGGUCAACGACAAAGGCUGAACAUUGCUCGGGCAAUCUACUUUGAUAGCCCUAUCAUCCUCCUGGAUGACCCGCUGUCAGCGGUAGAUGCGCACGUUGGUCGGCAUUUGUUCGACCGCGCUAUCUGCGGCCUACUCGGUAAUAAGUGCCGCAUUCUUGCCACGAACAGGCAUGACAUUCUCUGUCGAUGUGACAAAGUAAUUUGGAUGGAUGAAGGUCGCAUCAAGGCGGUUGACACAUACGACAAUCUCAUUGCUUCUAAUUCCCAAUUUUCAGAGCUGAUGGCUUCAAACACACGGGACGAGGCUGGUGGAGGUGGACCAUCUGCUCAACAAUCCCCGACCGAGCUCACGACAGAUGAAAAGAUACUCGAGCCAGCGUCUCUCAUCCAGGACGAAGACCGAUCAGUUCUUAGUAUCGACUGGAGCGUGUAUAUUGCCUACAUUCGCGCAUCCGGCUCGAUUUGGUACGGAAUAAUUCCGUUCUUCUUGCUCGCUAUCGCUCAGUCUGCGAACAUCCUUACCAAUCUUUGGUUGUCUUAUUGGACUGAUGGCAAAUUCUCUUUGAGCAAGGGCCAAUAUAUCGGCAUAUACAUAGCCUUUGGGGUUAUACAGGCAGCUCUCAUGUUUCUUUUCUCUCUUUCUGUCUCAAUGCUAGCCACCAGGGCAAGCCGGACCAUGAUGGGCAAAGCACUGGCGGGUGUUCUUCGGGCCCCAAUGUCCUUUUUUGACACGACACCUCUGGGUCGAAUUAUAAAUCGCUUCUCCAAGGAUGUUGACACGAUGGACAAUGCCUUAGCGGAUGCAAUUCGCAUGUACUUGUACACGCUGGCUAUGAUCCUGAGUGUUUUCAUUCUUCUGAUCGUUUAUUUCCACUACUUUGGUAUUGUCAUUGGGCCACUUCUGUUGCUCUUCUUAGCUGCUGCCGCCUACUAUCGUGCCUCUGCUCGAGAUAUGAAGCGCCAUGAAGCCGUUCUCAGAUCGGCAGUCUUUGCUCGGUUCAGCGAGGCCAUCUCAGGAACUGCAAGUAUUCGUGCCUACGGACUACAGAAUCAUUUUACCUCUGUCCUUCAAGCAGCAAUCGAUGAUAUGAAUUCAGCAUACUACCUUACAUUCAGCAAUCAGCGAUGGCUUACUAUGCGCUUGGAUGCUAUCUCCAUUCUCCUAGUGGCCACUACAGGAGUCUUGGUGGUUACAUUGCGCCAUGUUGUCUCGCCCAGUAUAUCCGGCCUUGUCUUCUCCUACAUUCUGACCAUUGUUCAAAUGAUUCAACUGUUAGUAAAGCAGUUUGCAGAGCUCGAGAACGCAAUGAAUGCCACUGAGCGCGUGCAUUUCUACGGCUCAAAUCUCGCGAGAGAGGAAGACGAGGAAUCUACUUCCUAUAAUCCUCUGUCAGUAGAUAGAUGCUGGCCUAAAAUCGGAUCGAUUGAAUUUGACGACGUUCAUAUGCGAUAUCGACCGGGCCUCCCACUCGUUCUUCAAGGCCUAACACUUCAUGUUGCUGGUGGAGAGAGGAUCGGCAUCGUGGGUCGGACCGGCGCCGGAAAAUCAUCGAUCAUGUCUGCCCUUUUCCGCCUCACAGAGCUCGCUAGAGGAAGCAUCAAAAUUGAUGGAAUAGACAUCUCACGCGUAUCCUGUCAUGAUCUUCGCUCUCGGCUUUCUAUCAUUCCCCAAGAUCCUACGUUGUUCCUUGGAAAUAUUCGAACAAACCUUGAUCCGUUUAAAGAACAUACAGACUUGGAGCUCCAGUCUGCACUCCGUCAAGUUGGUUUGACGAGAGAGGAUAGUGCGAACAGUGCCUCUAAAAUCCAUCUCGACUCCCCAGUGGAGGAGGAAGGGCAGAAUUUCUCGCUCGGUCAGCGCCAGUUGCUGGCAUUGGCACGAGCCCUGGUCCGUGACAGUCAGAUAGUAGUUUGUGAUGAAGCCACCUCCUCCGUCGACUUGGAAACCGACCGCAACAUCCAAGAAACUAUUCGAACAAAAUUCCGCGGCAAAACACUUCUUUGUAUCGCACACCGACUGCAAACCAUAAUUACAUAUGACAAGGUGUGUGUCAUGGAUAAGGGAGUGAUCGCCGAGCUGGACACACCUCUGAAUCUAUGGGAGUCAGGGGGUCUUUUCCGGGGAAUGUGCGAUCAGAGUGUUGUUGUUCGGCAAGACUUUUUUGAUUGA